AAAUAACUACCAUGCUGAAACUCAACCCUAAACUAGGGGCGGCGAUGUUUCACUCUCCAUAUAGCCGACGCUGAAGGAGCUUGGACGAGCGCCCGCGGUUAUGAAGAAAGCGGCGCACGGAUCUCUUUGCAUUUUGGCAAUCUAGGGUCUGAUUUUCCACGCGGCGACUGAGGACAGCGACGAACUAUGGUGGCUAUGCGACUCGGAGGAACGAGCAACGGAGGGCUGAGUUGUCGUUUUGUCUCCUUCACCGGCUCGAAAAAGGUGUGCUCCCAUUGUUGUCAAACUUCUUGGUUGGUUGCUACACUUGAAUAUUUCCAAUGUUUAGCCAGUUUUGGACCCUCGCUGGAGGGAAAUGCUAAGAGAUGCCUAGAUUUUCGACACAAAUAUCUUGCCCAGUUGCUCCAGCAAACUGGGAUUCGAGAGUGCUGGAAUAGCAAGCUAUUUCUCGGGAAUAAAUUUGAACGACCAAGUGAUGAACUUUUUUGGUUCAAGGAGUCAAAGUUACUGUAGAUAUUGUUGUGGGUUUAAGAUAUACCCACCACUGGACUUCUUUGAAUAAUCUACGCUCUUAUUUUUUGUUUACUUGUUUAGGAAACGGUAAAUAAACUGUCGUUAUGUAACUCAAUCUACGCCUAAGUGUUUUUGGUUUGCAUAGAAUGUUUGAAAAUAACCUUUAAUCUUUAAAAUCUUACAAGGGUAUCCUAAUCUUUUAAAUUCCCUGAAACAAUAUACGGCUUCCAAUUGUAUCCUUAAA
Cuscuta epithymum is the source of this 757-nucleotide messenger RNA. The record is from the annotation of a GenBank genome assembly. Lineage: Eukaryota; Viridiplantae; Streptophyta; Magnoliopsida; Solanales; Convolvulaceae.